This is a messenger RNA of Myodes glareolus (Bank vole), 2975 nucleotides long. It is a transcript of the gene Tapbp, whose product is annotated as TAP binding protein. NCBI's taxonomy places the organism in Eukaryota, Metazoa, Chordata, Mammalia, Rodentia, Cricetidae. Gene Ontology annotation, cellular component: membrane. The record is from RefSeq and is a predicted model, not a curated record. Gene Ontology annotation, biological process: antigen processing and presentation of endogenous peptide antigen via MHC class I.
AGGAUUCAAAAGUUGGCGCUGCUGGGUGAUCCAGGAGGGUGUGCAGGGCGCCGAGGGGCAGAACUGGAGGCAGGGUGUCAUGAUCUCGUUUGGCCCUGUGGGCUGCGUGCCUGCAGCGGGCGGCCAAGCCUUCACACCUGACUGAGCGGGAAUUUCCGGUCCCUCUCGCUGGCUUUUGGAGGAAAAUGAAAGUGAAAGGGGGAAGCCGAGACAGAGUAGAGGAGAUCGCAGCGCCAUGAAGCCUCUGCCCCUGCUCGUCGCUGUGGCUUUGGGCCUGGUGACCGCCGUCUCGGCUGGACCAGCAGCGAUUGAGUGCUGGUUCGUGGAAGAUGCAGGUCGGGGUAGCCUGAACAAGAAACCUGCCUCGUUGCUGCUGCGCCAGGGACCCAUGGGUCCACCGCCCCGACCAGAUCUUGACCCUAAGCUAUACUUCAAGGUGGAUGACCCAGCGGGAAUGCUCCUGGCUGCCUUCAGGCGGUACCCCUCCGGCACCCCCGCGCCACACUGCGAGAUGAGCCGCUUCAUCCCGUUCCCCGCUUCGGCGAAUUGGGCUAGACAUUUGAUCUCGCAGCGGAGCUGCCCACGGGCCCUGGAUGGGGAUUGGCUGCUGGUCAGUGUGUCCAGCACCGUCUUCAGCCUCUCUAGCCUGCUGCGACCACAGCCGGAGCCUCAACAGGAGCCCGUCCUUAUCACCAUGGCAACAGUGGUGCUGACUGUCCUCACUCACAGCCCUGUUCCCCGGAUCCAGCUGGGAAAAGACGCAGUGCUGGACCUGAGCUUUGCCUACAUGCCCCCUGUUCUGGAAGAUGCUCUGUCUCCGACCACUGGCCCCCCUCCCUUUGGGCUGGAGUGGCGACGGCAGCACAGGGGCAAGGGUUACUUGCUGCUGGCUGCAACUCCUGGGCUGGCUGGGGAAACACCACCAGCCCAAGAAAAGGCCGUGGCCUUUGCUGCUUGGGAUGACAAUGAGCCCUGGGGCCCAUGGACUGGGAAUGGAACCUUCUGGCUGCCGGCUGUGAAGCCUUUUCAGGAGGGCACCUACUUGGCCACUGUGCACCUGCCUUAUCUGCAAGGACAGGUCUCCCUGCAGCUGACUGUGCACAAGCCCCCCAAAGUGUCUCUGACACCAGCACCCCUUGUGUGGGCUGCCCCAGGAGAGACACCCCCGGAACUGAUCUGCCUUGUGUCCCACUUCUACCCUGAGGAGGGCCUGGAGGUGGAGUGGGAGAUCAGAGGUGGCUCAGAAGGCGGUUCUAGAAAGGCUGAGGGGGAGACGUGGCUGUCCACCGUCCGCCACCAUUCCGAUGGCUCUGUCAGCCAGGCUGGGCACCUGCGGCUGCCCCCGGUCACUGCCAAUCAGCAUGGAGUACGCUAUGCCUGUCGGGUCCGCCACCCCAGCCUGCCAGCAUCGCGGCGCAGUGCUGAAGUCACACUGGAGGUGGCAGGCCUCUCCCGGCCCUCAAUCGAGGACAGCGUAGGCCUGUUCCUGUCUGCUUUUCUCCUUCUGGGACUCAUGAAGGCACUAGGCUGGAUCGUGGCCCACCAGACCAUUCAUGAAGACUCAAAGGAGAAGGCGGCAGCUGCCAGCCUGAGCUCAAAGAAGUCACAGUAAGGCACAGUUUCCGUGGGAGCCACCUCAUCUUUACCCAGCCGACUCCAGCAGCCCCUCCCCCAACAGUUUCCGUGGGAGCCACCUCAUUUUACCCAGCCGACUCCAGCAGCCCCUCCCCCAACAGUUUCUCUUCCAUUGAGCAUGCGGCGGGAGUUGUUUAGUUUUUACUUUAGUUGUUGUUUUUGUUCUUGUUUUUAGACAAGGUCUCUCCAUGUAGCCUUGGCUGGCCUGGUCCUCAUCAAACCAACCAGGCUGGGCUUGAAAUCCCAGAGAUCCAUCUGUCCCUGCCUCCAGAGUGACAUUGGCCACCAUGCCUUGAGGAUUAUUAUUAUUAUUUUAGUUCUUAAGGCUCGAAGACAGAGGUUCUCAAAAUUUUGAGUCCCAAUACAUGUUAAAAUGAUCAAGAAGCCCAAAGAGUUUUUGUUAUGUGGGCUAUUGGAACGUAACUUAAAAAAAAAUAAAAUAGAAAAAAGAAGAAAAGAAAGAAAAAGUGACCUACGCCUUUGAUCCCAUCACUUGGCACUCCAGACUCCGGAGGUGGAGGCAGGCUGGCAUGAAACUCACUUGAGUCUCAUGCCAACCUGAUUUACAAUAGGGAGUUCCAGUUUAGCCAGGGUGGGGAUUCUUUUGAGAGAACUAAACACAAGAAUAAACAUGCGGUGGGGUACACGCCUUUAAUCCCAGCACUCAGGAGGCAAAGACAGGUGGGUCUCUGAGGUCGAGACCAGCCUGGUCUACAGAGUGAGUUCCAGGACGUGGCUCCAAAGCUACACAGAGAAACCCUGUCUCGAAAAACAAAUGAAGUGUCUCUAUGCUCUAGAGCAGCGUUUCUUAGCCUGCAGGUCUGCAGGUCAUGACCCCUCUAAGACCAUCAGAAAUAUCAGAUGUUUACAUUAGGAUUCAUAACAAUAGCAAAAUCACAAGUAUGAAGUAGCAACGAAUAUAAUUUUAUGGUUGGGGUUACCACAAUAUGGGAAACUGUAUUAAAGGGUUGUAAGAUUAGGAAGGUGAAGAAUCACUGGCUAUAUAAUUACAACGACUAAGGGAUUAGAGCAUCUUAAUGUGCUGGGGACCUCUGGGACAGCUCACGACGGAUCUAGAGCCCAGCGGUCAGUGUGUCUCCCAUGACCGACUAAUGCCUACCUCUCCAGUUCCCCUCACACCACAGCGUUUUUUCCGCCUGCUCUACCUUCGCCAUCUUUGGGCCACAGACCUGAUGGGCCUCGUCCUUCCACGGACUCCCGAGUGUCCCUCUCGUGAGGUUCACCGGCCGUCCUUAAAGGAUGUCCGUCCUCUCCUGCCCGCCCGCCCGCCAAGAUAUCGGUCUAGUCGUGUGCCAAUAAAACUGUUUCAGAGUUCUCCA